Acanthosepion pharaonis is the source of this 4017-nucleotide messenger RNA. NCBI's taxonomy places the organism in Eukaryota, Metazoa, Mollusca, Cephalopoda, Sepiida, Sepiidae. The record is from the annotation of a GenBank genome assembly.
AUGCACCGAGCGAGACUUAAGUCUUUCUCUUCGUUAAAAAGAAAGAAAAAAAAAACAAUUGUUACGUACACGUCUGAUGGUAAUGAUGGUUGGCUCCUUGACAACAUUCCACUGCCUGAUGGGGCCCAACCGGCAAGGCUAAGAGAGAGAAAAAAGCCCACGGUUUAUCCACCAGCAGUGUCUCCUGGGACCAGCAACACUAACAUCUCAACAGAUGGCCAGCUCACCACCUUCAACAUGGCUGAUGUGCCUUUGCCAAGCACCAAGUACAACACUGAUACUCAAACUUUAUCGAUUCCUUUACCCGAAGGCAACAAUUCCUCCACCACCACUUCCUCCUCCUCCUCCUCCUCCUCUAAAACUCUUGUUGACAAACUUUUUGAGGACUUUCUCUCUCAGAAGAUCAAGCAACCCGAACGAUCUACGAAGGCACAGAGCUCCUCAAAACCAGCUUUUACAAAUUCGGUGGAAGAAAUAAAACGCUUUUUGGACAAGGAGAUUAACCAGCUGUCCUCUAAGGCAGGUUUUGCUGAAUCACCUGCCAUUGGAGCGGACACUCCAGAUGUAAAGAAUCAGAUUGCUGCUGAAAGGGAAGCUGUCCAUGAGGAAAGCACAAGUGCAGAAAAUGCUUCAACUGUUGUCAAUCAACGGACUACUAUGACUUUACCAUUAAAAAUCAAAAUAUCUGAUUCCAGUGUUGCUCGGAUUUCUUCUGCACAGUUACGCCCACCCAGCUGCAACCUGCCACAGUCUGAUGAAUUGGUUGAUAAAGUUCCAGUUGAUGAAGAGGAAUGUCAACCCACUGCCAAAACUGUUUGCUCUGUGAGUCUUCCUGAAAAUAAGACAACAGAAGUAAAAAUUGACCCCAUUACUCCUGAGGCAGACCCCGAGUCAAAUGGGGCAAUCGCUGAUGUUGAAGCCAAACCUUCCAAGUCAAGCAAAAAACAUAAACAUAAAAAGAAAAAGUCACAUAAACAUUCAAAAGACAAAAACAAGUCAAAUACAAAAUUACGGCUACACACUAACCUGACCUCCCACAUACCUGUUACAACAUCCGUGGCACUUGUUACUCCAGUGACAACUUCAUCUACGUUGCAAGUAGCUACUGUGUCAUCAGUGUCAAACAUGGCACCACCUCUUCUGUCACAAUCACAUUCUACAUCCUCUUCAGAGCUACCAGCUGUAUCACACUGUCUUGAAUCGGUGACACCUUCAUCUUCUGUGCCAUUGUCUAAUGUGACAACAGCCAAUUGCUCUCAGUCAGAUCUGUUAUUGCAGACCUCAUCACCAGUUGUGUCUGAGGCACUUUUAUUCCCUGCCCUAGUUUCCACACAAUCCCCUCCUUUGUCGCUCUCAUCUCAACUGAAUCAGUUGCCUGUUUUGUCAUCAACCAAGAUCUUACAGCCGGUACAUGAGCUGGGUGGCACCGUUUCUCAUGUUGCAGCCUCAUUGGAGACCCUACCUUCCUUAGAUAUAUUUAACAAGUCUCAAGAAAAAGGCACCGUUCCAAAUUGCUCACAGACAUCCUUGCAGAUGGGGCUUCUUGAACCAAGCACCAGUAUGUCUUCAGAUCUGGCCCCAAAUUCCUGUAUGUCUAGCCCCACUGACUUGAAUGAACAGGCCAAUAAGGUUGAUUCUUUGAAGCCCUUAACUAAAAACCCCACUGCCAAACAAAGUGGUUUACUUGGACUAGCAGCUUACUUCAAGUCAAAAGCCAAAUCACCCUCUCCAGAAUCAACAAAAGAUAUUAAGCCGGCAAAAAGUUCCAGCAAAAAGACAAAAUGCUUUUCUGAUUCUAGUGAUGAAUCAUUAACUCAGAAGCGAUCUCGUUCCACAUCUCGAAAGUCAUCACACUCACGCUCCUUGUCCCGUUCUGGCAUUGGAAAGCAUUCAUCAUCCGAUAAACGCAAGAAAACUCGUCCUCGCUCAAGGAGGUCACGAUCGUGGUCCCGAUCACGAUCACAUUCACGUUCCUGGUCAAAAUCAAGGCGGCGAUCUUCAUUGAAAUCAACUAAAAAGCGAUCGCGCUCAAGGUCUCGAUCACGCUCUGAUGAGAGGGGCAGACAGUCUUCAUUUCGCUCGAGUAAGCGCUGUUUUAGUCGCUCACCCUCCCGGUCACGUAACAAAACGUAUGGAAGGUCGAGAUCUCGUUCCAGGUCUCAUGGCAGGAAUUGGGUAACUGGCCGUGGUGCCUCCAAGUCUCGAUCUCCGUCCAAGAGGGCAUCUUAUCGGCGGACACGUUCUCGGAGCAGGUCAUAUUCAAGGGGGAGAUAUCGACAUCGCGUUUCGUCGCGUUCAAAUAAAUCCAAAUCCAGGUCCAGAUCCCGAUCAAGGUCAAAUAUCAGGUCACGUGAUAAAAGGUCAAGGUCACGAAGCAGUGGUCACCAUAGAGAUUAUCGUCAAAGCAAUAACAAGUUUCGAAGGUUUUCCAGAAGACGUUCCAGUCCAAGAAGCAGAUCAUCAUCAGCAUCAAGUUCACAUUCAAGAAGACGAAGGAGUCGGUCAAAAUCAGCAAAUUCCUUAGGAAUUGACAAAGUCAAGCUUCAUGACAUUGCCGUAAAGAAACUGCUUGAAUCUGGUCAGGCUCCCAAAGAGGAAGUUGCUUCAUUACGAGCAGGGGGCAAAACUGUCCAAGGAUUAAUUGAUUAUUGUAAAAGGAUCUCUCAGAAGGAAUUGGAAUCGGACUCUGGUGAUUCCACACAAGCAGCGUUGAAAUCUGAUGAUGAUGAUGAUGAGGAAAGUCCUUUUAUCCAUCAUCCAUUCAGAUUAAGAGAAACCCAGCCAAACAUUGUUCUCAACAUUAAAAAUGCCAAACCAUUGCCAGUGUUAACCCCUCAAGAAAAACUGAUCCAAUCAUCCACCCUCCGGCUGCAAUUCCCAGUGUCCAGUGGCAGCCAACAUCGUGCCAAGGAAUCACAGUGGGUUCCUGUACAGAAAAACUCUGCUUCAACCACAUUGUUUGCUGCAGAAGAAUCUGUUUCCUCCUCCACUGGUUCCAGCAUUCAAAGUACGGCUGCUGCAGCUGCUGCUUUCACAUCUGAUGGUGGCCUACCUUCAGAGGCAUCUGGCCCAGUCUCAAAGACAAUAACAGCAGGAACAAACCUUGCAGCACCUGUUCUUAAUUCCCAGACUAUUGAAAACAAAUCCAAUGGUGACAAUGUAUUUCCUGAUACGCUCCAACAGACUGUGGAUAUUAGUCAAGUGAUGACUGAACGAAUGCUUGCUGUCCAAAAACUGCAGGAAAAUCCCAAUGAUGUUCAAGCACUGAACGUUAUGUACAAAGCACAACAAGAAGUUAACCGAUGGGCUCAGUCAAAACAGCUCCCAGGUCAGUUCACUGGAAGCACAGGGGCUAAAGUCAUGACACAGGAAGAACUCAAUGGACCUGACAAAAGAUUCCAGGCCUGGGCCAAAAAGGUUUUCUCUGUUGGUGUUUAUCAUCAAUUUGGAUUCAAGGAACAAUUGCAGAAUGCUGCCCCAGUGCGAGGAGGAAUUGGGAUGCAUCUUCUGCAGAAAAUGGGUUGGCGCCAAGGGGAAGGUCUUGGCAAGCAUAAUGAGGGACCCACAGAACCAAUUUUGGUUAAUGUCAAAGUUGACAGAAAAGGUCUGACAUCACAUGGUGAAGAUCCAAAGAAAUCAUUAGCUGUUGAAGUAGCAGGGAAACACCCUGUGUCUGCUUUGGUGGAGCUGUGCAGCAAAUGUAAAUGGGGGACACCUUUGUUCCAACAAGUAGAGGAAAAAGGACCAGAUCAUAAGAAAAGUUUCAUGUUCAAGGUAACUGUCAACAACAUCACCUACCAGCCAACGAUGCCCAGUAACAGCAAGAAGAAUGGUCGAGCACGUGCUGCCAUCCUUUGCCUCCAAGACCUUGGCCAAAUGUGCAACCAUUUAUCUGCUCUAUUUUUUCUCCCUCCCACAUUCCCUCCUGCUUUCAUUCAAUCUUUAUUUUUCUUUCCUCCAGCCAACUCUCUCUCUAUUAUUCUCCUCUCUGUCUUUCUUCCUCUCUUUUGGCUGUGA